CAUCAAUCAUCCCAUCACCAUAUUCAAGUUCUCAUAUUCUUGCUUAUAGUAUAUUCCUAUAAUGGACCGUUCCAACAAGCCUUCAGCCAUCGGUGUGGGUGUGUCCAUUCCUCAACCCACCAUAUCCCUCCGCGACAAUACCGUCGAGGCCACGCUGCCCUCCGGCGAAUCCGCUACGAUUCACCUGUACGGAGCUACUGUCACAUCCUGGAAGCUCGCAAAUGGCAAAGAGCAAUUGUUUGUGAGCGAGAAGGCUCAUCUUGAUGGAUCAAAGCCUAUUCGAGGCGGUAUCCCUGUGGUCUUCGGCCCUCCUCCUCAGAACCAUGCCACAUCCUCCCUCCCACAACAUGGAUUUGCGCGAAACAGCACCUGGGAAUUCCUAGGCAAGUCAUCGUCGGAAUCCCUAGGCAAGGAUUAUAGUGGGGACGAUUCCGUUAAGCUCGACUUCGGCCUCUCCCGCCCUAUGCUCACAGAGGAAUUUCAGAAGGCUUGGCCAUACGACUUCGGGUUGGUGUAUAGCGUUACGCUCACCAAGGAAGGUUUGGAGACAUCCCUCCAGGUGCAGAAUAAGGGUAGUGAGAACUUCGACUUCCAAGUAUUGUUGCAUACGUAUUUCAAGAUCGACGAUAUCACCGACAUCCGCGUCAAGAACCUCGAGUCCAAGGCCUACGCUGAUAAAACCCAGAAUGCUACCGUUGUCACCGAAACAUCGUCUGCUAUCGAGAUCAACAAGGAAACAGACCGUGUUUACCAGUCAUUGGACCCCAAGGUUCCGAUCGUUGUGUCCUCUGCAAGCGACGAUAAGCCCAUUUUCUCCAUUACUCGGGAGGGACUUAAUGAUGUUGUUGUAUGGAAUCCUUGGAUUGAAAAGGCCAAGGGUAUGGCCGACUUUGGCCCGGACGAAGCGUACAAGAAUAUGAUCUGUGUCGAAGCUGGUUCCGUGUCUGGAUGGCAGACUCUGGAAGCCGGUGACUUCUGGGAAGGUGGUCAGACCAUUAGGCCGAGGCUGUAAAAAGGGUUCGAAUGAGUUCUGUUAGAUGAUGGACGGCUUCAUCUCUCGUCAAGCUUGCAGGUAAAGAAGUGCAUUGGGCCUGACCGAGUACCUUAUCAUUACUAUUGGCGUUGUUAAUAUAUCGCCCAAUACAAAUUUUACCUUGAAAGCAUCUUGAUGAUUUCAAUGUUAUAUAUGUUCCUAAAUGAUCAGUGUCAACGGUUCUACUGUUUAAUUAAAAACACUAAAUGACGAUUGGUCUGCUCUUAGUGAAAUAUUACGCAUAAUUUUCCAAGAACAGACCUAUUUACGCCCCACAAGCUCAUUUUGUGCAAAGUCUAG
Messenger RNA from Aspergillus alliaceus, 1333 nucleotides. Its product is annotated as D-hexose-6-phosphate mutarotase. The transcript has 3 exons. Gene Ontology annotation, molecular function: isomerase activity; carbohydrate binding. The coding region runs from base 62 to 1012 and encodes 316 amino acids. Lineage: Eukaryota; Fungi; Ascomycota; Eurotiomycetes; Eurotiales; Aspergillaceae. Gene Ontology annotation, biological process: carbohydrate metabolic process. The record is from RefSeq and is a predicted model, not a curated record.